This is a messenger RNA of Aspergillus wentii DTO 134E9, 494 nucleotides long. RefSeq lists its product as uncharacterized. The transcript has a single exon. The record is from RefSeq and is a predicted model, not a curated record. The annotation marks the transcript as partial. Lineage: Eukaryota; Fungi; Ascomycota; Eurotiomycetes; Eurotiales; Aspergillaceae.
GCGGAGAUGGAAUUUCUCAGGCAGAAGAUGCAGAUGCAGGAGAAGGAAGUGGGAGUGAUGAUGAUGAGGAGAGAAGAAAAGAGGAACAGAGUUGGAAAAGCACCUCCAAUAUAUAGAGCAGUUCCCGGAUCCUCACCCGACUCAACAUCUUACCCAUUUCGCUCCUCUCGUCCUGUCAAACCACCGGAGCAAAGGGCCUUCCCACCAUCCGAGAUGGUGACACCUCCUCAGAUCCAUCCUUUCCCCCUCCACCCUGGUGGGAUGAUAUGAUUUGCCCCACUAGCGGGAGGUGAGGAUGAGCACAUGUUGCGAGUGCAGCGAGCCAGGCCUCGAGCCAAUCUAGUGGUGACCAAGUGGAGGGCACCAAAAGGGAUGGUCGGACCGGAGCAGGAUGGAGGACAAUUGUCUAUCUACAGUAUCCACCAGUUCUCUCCGCACGCGGGACACUCCUGACCAUAGGAGUAGUUGCUCCGGUGUACGGAGUACAGAUGUUC